This is a messenger RNA of Bathycoccus prasinos, 1299 nucleotides long. RefSeq lists its product with no specific name. Lineage: Eukaryota; Viridiplantae; Chlorophyta; Mamiellophyceae; Mamiellales; Bathycoccaceae. The record is from RefSeq and is a predicted model, not a curated record. Gene Ontology annotation, biological process: protein demethylation. The transcript has a single exon. The coding region runs from base 1 to 1299 and encodes 432 amino acids. Gene Ontology annotation, molecular function: protein methylesterase activity.
AUGGAGAUGAUGGAGGACGAGGAGCGAAGAGAAGAUUCUCACGUAUAUGCGUCGAGUACGGCGAAAACGCCCAAUCCAAACUGGACGCGUUUCGGUGGAUUGCAUCAACCGAAAACGUCAGCAACAAAAACAUCGCGCUUAGGGACCUUGAGAGAAGAAGAUUCAACGUUAACCCCUACCUCGACUUUAUCAGAUAUACCAACCAUCACGAAUGCUAUCAAUGGAGGAAAACCGCCAAGAAAUGCUAGCGCAGAUAUGCCACCACCUCCCGCGCGCGCUAUAAUUACGCCAGAGGUUUGGAACGACGACGGGUAUUUCGACGAGAAAAUUACAGUUGAAAACGAACGAGAAGAAGCAUUUUGCGUCUAUCGCGCUGCAGAUAUUGGGAUUAUACCUGAUGGUGAUGGAAAAACAGUAACAACAACAACGUUGGUGUGUUUACACGGGUGCCCGUACUCCUCGCUUUCGUGGGCGCCGUUCGUGAAAGAGUUCAGAAACAAAUGUAAAACGCAAACAAAGGUUGAGAUAUACGCCAUCGAUUUGAGACAUCACGGAGAAUCGAUAUCGAUGCGCGACGGCGGGAGCGACUUUAGUUUAGGAAGAAUGGUAGAAGAUGUCGCGAUGAUUUUAAAGCACUUAUUUUCGCAAACAGAAAUAGAUCGAAAGUGUGUUCUCAUCGGCCACUCGAUGGGUGCUUCUGUAGCGAGCUCUCUCGCGCUACGAGAAGACAUGUGGACGAAAAACGUAAAUGAUAAAAAUGAAAUAUCGUUAGCUGGUCUGAUCGUCGUCGAUGUCGUCGAAGGGUCGGCACUAAAGGCUUUGCCGAUGAUGUCUUUACAGCUAUUGAAUCGGCCCACUUCCUUCCGAACGAUGAGAGACGCAUUCCGUUGGUGUUUGGGAUUUGGAGGGAGCACGAAGAGCGUAGAAUCAGCCCGGAUAUCGUUCCCUUCGCAGUUGCACCAGAAAAGCAACGGCAACAGCAGUAGUUUUAGUGAUAGCAAUAGCGAACGAGAGGAUGCGUCGUCUCCGUUUACUUUUCGAUGCGACGUUGUGAAGACGGAGCCGUAUUGGAAGGAAUGGUAUUUGGGUAUGAGUGAAAGAUUUUUGAGCGCGAAAACUUCGAAAGCGCUCCUUCUGGCAGGGACCGACCGAUUGGAUACGCCUUUAACGAUAGCGCAGAUGCAAGGCAAAUUCCAGAUGGUUGUGUUUCCAAACAGCGGGCAUGCGAUUCAGGAGGAUGAACCAGAAAAGUUUACGCAAGUUGUCCAAGAUUUCUUGACGCGAUAUGUACAAAAUUAA